AUGGCUCCUCUCCCCAUCAAGUUUACGGAGCUGCUACAGUUGACGAACGCAGAGAUUGAGCCAUCGUCAAUCGGUUUCAACUCAUGUACCUUAGAGUCCGACCACUACAUUUGCGUGCGACAGAAGGUCAGCGAGACCGACAAACCUCAGGUUAUCAUCAUCAACCUCAAAAACAACAAUGAGAUUAUCAAGCGUCCGAUUAAUGCAGACAGUGCCAUCAUGCACUGGUCUCGAAAUGUUAUUGCGUUGAAGGCACAGUCGAGAACAAUUCAGAUCUUCGACCUGUCGGCAAAGCAGAAGCUCAAAUCCGCUUUGAUGAACGAGGAUGUCGUAUACUGGAAAUGGUUCAGCGAGACCAGCUUGGGUUUAGUCACGGACACCUCUGUCUGGCAUUGGGACGUCUUCGACCCUAACCAGCCCAAUCCAGUGAAGCAGUUUGACCGACUUCCCAAUCUCAGCGGAUGUCAAAUUAUCAACUACCGAGUGAACGAUGAGGAGAAGUGGAGUGUAGUGGUUGGCAUUAGCCAGCAACAAGGACGCGUUGUUGGAUCAAUGCAACUAUACUCCCGCGAACGGGGUAUCUCCCAGUCCAUUGAGGGUCAUGCCGCAGCUUUCGCCUCGAUAAGAGUUGAGGGUUCUCCUUUAGAACAUAAGCUCUUCACCUUCGCUGUUCGCACACAAACGGGCGCCAAGCUGCAAAUUGCGGAGAUUGACCACCAGGAACCAAACCCGCGCUUCCAGAAGAAGGCAGUAGAAGUGUUCUUCCCUCCCGAAGCCACGAACGAUUUCCCGGUUGCCAUGCAAGUCUCCAAGAAGUACGACAUUGUCUACCUUGUCACUAAGUACGGUUUCAUUCACUUGUACGAUCUGGAGACCGGCACUUGCAUUUUCAUGAACCGAAUCUCCAGCGAGACGAUCUUCACAACAGCUCCCGACUCCGAUUCGACGGGCCUUGUUGGUGUUAACCGCAAGGGUCAGGUAUUAUCCGUGAGCCUGGAUGAGAGCACAGUCAUCCCAUAUUUGAUGGAGAACCCGGCCAUGUCUGGCCUUGCUGUUAAGCUGGCUUCUAAGGCCGGCUUACCCGGUGCCGACCACCUUUACCAGCAGCAGUUCGACAAUUUACUGGCUCAAGGCAACUAUUCCGAAGCAGCCAAGAUUGCAGCCAACUCACCACGUGGCUUCCUGCGUACCCCGGAAACAAUCAACCGCUUCAAGAAUGCUCCCCAAGGUGGCCAACAAAUGUCCGUUAUUCUGCAGUAUUUCGGUAUGCUCCUCGACAAGGGCAGUCUCAACCGUUACGAAAGUUUGGAGCUCGUGCGACCUGUUCUCCAGCAGAACCGGAAACACUUGUUGGAGAAGUGGAUGCGUGAGAAUAAGCUAGAGGCUUCAGAGGAGCUCGGUGACCUUGUCCGACCACAUGACAUGGGCUUGGCUCUGCAAAUCUACUUGCAAGCAAAUGUUCCCCCCAAGGUCGUGGCCGGAUUCGCUGAAACAGGCCAGUUUGAUAAGAUCCUGCCAUACGCAAAGCAAUCUGGCUAUCAGCCUGACUUCACCCAAUUGCUCCAACAUAUUGUGCGUUUGAACCCUGAGAAGGGAGCCGAAUUUGCGGCACAACUCGCCAAUGAGGAGACUGGUGCUCUCGUUGACCUUGAUCGUGUUGUAGAUGUUUUUCUUUCUCAGAACAUGAUUCAGCAGGCAACAUCAUUCUUGUUGGAUGCAUUGAAAGACAACAAGCCUGAGCAGGGACAUCUUCAGACUCGCUUGCUUGAGAUGAACCUCAUAAAUGCUCCUCAGGUCGCAGAUGCGAUUCUUGGAAAUGAAAUGUUUACCCAUUAUGACAAGGCUAGAAUUGCGCAACUAUGCGAGAACGCGGGUCUCAUUCAGCGAGCACUCGAGAACACAGAUGAUCCAGUCGCUAUUAAGCGCAACUUGGUCCGAACUGACAAGUUGAACCCUGAGUGGCUGAUCAAGUACUUUGGCCGUCUCUCCCAAGAGCAGGCUCUUGAGGGUCUAGAUGAAAUGCUUCAUUCAAACAUUCGUCAAAACUUGCAGGCUGUUGUCCAGAUUGCAACUAAGUUCUCCGAUCUUUUGGGCAACAACCGUCUCAUUGACCUCUUCGAAAAGUACCGUACAGCCGAAGGUCUUUACUAUUACUUGGGAAGCAUUGUCAACCUCAGUGAAGACCCGGAAGUGCACUUCAAGUACAUUGAAGCAGCAACUGCAAUGGGUCAACUGACCGAAGUCGAGCGCAUUUGCCGUGAGAGCAACUACUACAACCCCGAGAAAGUGAAGAACUUCUUAAAGGAGGCAAACCUUACGGAGCAGCUCCCAUUGAUCAUUGUCUGCGAUCGAUUCAAUUUCAUUCAUGACCUGGUCUUGUAUCUCUACCGCAACCAGCAGUACAAGUCGAUUGAAGUUUAUGUCCAACGGGUGAAUCCUUCACGUUCUCCUGCUGUGAUUGGAGGUCUUUUGGAUGUCGACUGUGAUGAAGCUAUUAUCAAGAACUUGCUUGCUACAGUUGAUCCUUCUCAGAUCCCAAUCGAUGAGCUUGUUCAAGAAGUGGAGUCCCGAAACCGUCUCAAGCUCUUGCUACCAUUCUUGGAGAGCACUCUGGCAACUGGAAACCAGCAGCAGGCAGUGUACAAUGCGCUUGCCAAGAUCUACAUUGAUAGCAACAACAACCCCGAGAAGUUCCUGAAGGAGAACGAUAUGUAUGACACCUUGAUUGUCGGUAAAUACUGCGAGAAGCGCGAUCCCAAUCUGGCAUAUAUCGCAUACAGUAAAGGACAAAAUGACUUGGAGCUUAUCAACAUCACGAACGAGAACGCAAUGUACCGUGCUCAGGCUCGCUACCUCUUGGACCGCGCAGAUCCCGAGAUCUGGUCUUUCGUUCUCAAUGAGAACAACAUUCAUCGCCGUUCUGUCGUUGACCAGGUUACAGCUACAGCUGUGCCUGAAUCUACAGAACCUGACAAAGUGUCUGUUGCAGUCAAGUCGUUCCUUGACGCUGAUAUGCCUGCUGAACUUAUUGAGUUGCUUGAAAAGAUCAUUUUGGAGCCCUCACCUUUCAGUGACAACAGCAGUCUGCAGAACUUGCUUAUGCUUACUGCCGCCAAGGCCGAUAAGGGCCGCUUGAUUGACUACAUUCACAAGCUCAAUGAGUUCAAUGCUGAUGAGAUUGCUCAAAUGUGUAUUUCUGUCGGUCUAUACGAGGAAGCUUUCGAGAUCUACAAGAAAGUUAACAAUCACACUGCCGCCACCGAUGUCUUGGUUGAGAAUAUUGUCAGCAUUGACCGUGCCCAGGAGUAUGCCGAACGUGUCGAGCUUCCUGAAGUUUGGAGCAAGGUUGCAAAGGCACAAUUGGAUGGUUUGCGAGUUACCGAUUCUAUCGAGUCAUACAUCCGAGCCAAUGACCCUUCAAACUACAACGAAGUUAUUGAGACCGCCACUCAUGCCGGAAAGGACGAAGACCUUGUCAAAUAUCUUAGAAUGGCCCGCAAGACACUGCGCGAGCCUGCUAUUGAUACCGCUCUCGCAUUUUGUUUUGCUCGUCUGGACCAGCUGUCCGAGCUUGAAGAUUUCUUGCGUGCUUCCAACGUUGCUGAUAUUGAGGCAUCUGGUGACAAAGCAUAUGAGGAAGGCUUCCAUGAAGCUGCUAAGAUCUUCUACACAAGCAUCUCUAACUGGGCUAAGCUGGCAACUACUCUUGUGCAUCUUGAAGACUACCAGGCUGCAGUUGAAUGUGCUCGCAAGGCCAACAGUGUUAAGGUCUGGAAGCAAGUCAAUGAAGCAUGUGUCAACAAGAAGGAAUUUCGUCUCGCUCAAAUUUGCGGUUUGAACCUUAUCGUCCACGCUGAAGAGCUCAGUGACCUCGUCAAACAAUACGAGCGCCACGGAUAUUUCGACGAGCUCAUUUCCCUCCUUGAAGCCGGCUUGGGAUUGGAGCGUGCUCACAUGGGCAUGUUCACCGAGUUGGGUAUUGCUCUCUCCAAGUACCACCCCGACCGGGUCAUGGAGCAUCUCAAGCUGUUCUGGUCUCGUAUCAACAUCCCUAAGAUGAUCCGUGCUACUGAGGAGGCCAACUUGUGGCCUGAACUCGUGUUCCUUUACUGCCACUACGAUGAAUGGGAUAACGCUGCACUUGCCAUGAUGGAACGCGCUGCGGAAGCCUGGGAGCACCACUCUUUCAAGGAUAUUAUUGUCAAGGUUGCCAAUCUUGAGAUCUACUACCGCUCCCUCAACUUCUAUCUUCAGGAACAGCCUUUGUUGCUCACUGAUCUCCUACAAGUUUUGACUCCACGUAUUGACGUCAGCCGUGUUGUCCGCAUUUUCCAGUCAUCAGACAACAUUCCCCUCAUCAAGCCGUUCUUGCUCAGUGUCCAGGGCCAGAACAAGCGUGCUGUUAACGAUGCUAUCAAUGACUUGCUCAUUGAGGAAGAGGAUUACAAGACCCUGCGCGAUUCAGUAGAAAACUACGACAACUACGAUCCUGUAGAGUUGGCUCAGCGUUUGGAGAAGCAUGACCUGGUCUUCUUCCGCCAAAUUGCCUCCAGCAUCUACCGCAAGAACAAGCGUUGGGAGAAAUCGAUUGCUCUGUCGAAGCAAGAUAAGCUCUUCAAGGAUGCUAUUGAGACUGCGGCAAUGUCAGGAAAACCAGAUGUUGUUGAGGAAUUACUUCGCUAUUUUGUUGAUAUCGGUAGCCGUGAAUGCUACGUCGGCAUGCUGUACGCAUGUUACGAUAUUAUUCGCCCAGAUGUCAUCUUGGAGAUCUCGUGGCGCCACGGCUUGAACGACUUCACGAUGCCAUACCUCAUCAACAUGAUGGCUCAGCAAACGAUUACCAUCGAGCAACUAAAGAAGGAUAACGAGGAACGCAAAGCCAAGGAAACCACCCACCAGAAGGACGAAGAUACAGGCCCAAUCCUUGGAUCCCGCCUGAUGCUCACCCAGGGUCCCGCCUCCGGACCUGGACCUGUUCCUUUCCAGGCCAACGGUAUUACACCUCAAGUCACAGGAUAUCGCGCAUUCUAAGGAAGUGGUGGCCAACCGGAAACUGGCAAUUGUUGAGCAUUUUUCUCCCUAAUUCUUCAUGUGUAAUCAAUCAGACAUUCAAUGACAUUGUAAUCUAGCUAGCUAUGGAAUAAUGCCGCUCAGGUUUCUUUUUUCUUUCCUUUUCUUCAUGAGUGAAAACAAUAUUCAAAAAUGGUUUUAGGGAUGUUGUGUCACAUGACUGUUCUUAAAAAGGGAAAAGCCUUGUGUCGCAGGAGGUCGGGGGUUGGGUCCUGUCUUUUUCUUUCUCAUGUUUGAUCAAUUCUAUUUUUCUAUUUCUCUUUCUCUUUCUGCGGUGUAUUUUGAGAUACAUAAUGUGAGGCUUUUCGAUAUUCAGUAG
This is a messenger RNA of Talaromyces stipitatus ATCC 10500, 5389 nucleotides long. Its product is annotated as clathrin heavy chain. Gene Ontology annotation, cellular component: actin cortical patch; clathrin coat of coated pit; clathrin complex. Gene Ontology annotation, biological process: receptor-mediated endocytosis; intracellular protein transport; Golgi to endosome transport. Gene Ontology annotation, molecular function: structural molecule activity; clathrin light chain binding. The record is from RefSeq and is a predicted model, not a curated record. NCBI's taxonomy places the organism in Eukaryota, Fungi, Ascomycota, Eurotiomycetes, Eurotiales, Trichocomaceae. The transcript is spliced from 6 exons. The coding region runs from base 1 to 5031 and encodes 1676 amino acids.